AUGGAUGUCAGAGUACAUGAAAUGAAACAAUUGGAAUCGGUCUAUAUUUUUUGGCCCUUGGAAACAGCCUAUGGUCAUGCGAAGGAUAAUUGGAACUACUCAAAACUUCGAGGUUUUUCUCCCACCAAAUCUUCACUAUUAAAAACUCUUACAAAUGAUUUGAAGUUACACAUUAAUAGUAAUUCAGUACCGAUGAGUAUAUUAAAUGACGAAAAAUCAAUGCGAUGUCUAGUAGAAGAAAAUGCUACAUUUGUCUGGUAUCAAUUACUAUUCGAUAAUUUACUUUAUAUGAAAGAAAAAAAUGAAAAUGCUCAAACGGAAAUGAUUGAAGAAUGUCGAUCUAAUUGCAAAGAUAAUCAAACGGAAUUAGAAAAAAUCAAUGAAUUUGAAGAAUGGUAUGCACCAUCACAGGCCAUUUUUUGGUAUACACGUGACUGUUUCUUAUAUCGGCUACUCAAUAAAGUUUUUCGAACACAAGAUUUCGACAUGAUAUUUAAAUAUAGAUGUUUUAUCAAAGAUCUUCAUAAACAAAUCUCUGAAUUGCAUAGUUUGGCUUCAGAUGAACAUACGAUUUUAACCGUCUGUCGAGGACAAACAAUAGAUGCUGGUGAACUUGAAAGAUUAAAAGAAAAUCAAGGUGGAUUAAUAUCAAUGAACACAUUUCUGUCGACGACAAUGGAUAAAGAUGUUGCUCUGAUUUAUGACGAAAUGGUUCCGACCAGGAAAUCUUGUUUUCGUAUUGAAGCAGUCGGUAAACUAACUGAACAAGUUUGGGUUAUAACACUGUCACUGGUUGAAGAAGAAGACGAGCUGCUCAACUAUUAUAAGACAAAAUUUUCGUCCGAACCAUCAAUUCUAACUUUAGCAUUUCGUUUUGUCCAUAUGGAACAGUACGAAAACGCUACUAAAUACGCGAAUAUCGCACAAGGAAAUAACAACAUUAGCUUCACAUUUAUGGAUAAUAAUGAAUUUCCUGUUAAUGAAAAACCUGAUUUGACGAUUUAUGGUGAACCUGGCGACGAAUAUCUCUAUAAAGCAGACCAUUAUGCGAAACAAAACGAUUUCGCAACAGCAUUAGAAUAUUUCGAAAAAGCACUGGAAAUUCAACGGUCAUGUUUGACAUGGAAUGACCCUAAAGUAUUGAUAACCCAUCGUGAUAUAGCUAGCAUGCUAUGUAACUUAGGAAAGCAUGAAAAGGUUUAUUACAUUUUAAAAUACGUUCUUCAGACUCAAUCCGAAAUAUUACCAGCUUAUCAUCCACAACUGGCACUCACUCAUUGUUCUCUUGGAAUCCUUUUUCAAAAUGUACUUGAUUUUUAUAACGCGCUGUCUUAUUACAAAAAAGCACUUGAGAUUGGUUUGCAAUCGUUGCCACCAACACAUCCAAAAUUAGAAUUAUAUCGAGAACGUGUUUCGGAAAUGACAGCUUUUGUUCAAUGCAUAAGUUUUGUCUUUGGACCAAGACCGCUAAACACAUUAGCUGAAAACUCAUCAACGCCAGAUAAUGAGAACGGUGCAGAAAUAUUGAAUUUAGCCAUAAAAUGGAACUACUUACAAAUGUAUAAAAUGAAUGGAGAAGAUUUAGAAGAAUUAUCAUCUGAUACAAUUGGCUGUACCAUAUGUAAAUUUAAAAGAGAUGGUAUUUCAUUAUAUUCAAACCAUGAUUUUAAUUCAUUAAAAUCAUCGGUUUGGAAUUUAUCAACUGUUGAUAGACCAUCCAUGAAAGGAAUGGCAAAACCAACAAAAGAAUUAGAAUUAGAAUCAUAUUCUACUUUUCGUAUUAUUUUCGUGCAGUCUUCAGGUAAGAAUACAUGUUUACAAUUUAUUUCAUCAAGAUAUUUUUUCAUUUCACUAAAACGAAAUUUACCUUCGUCAAUGGCUGAUGUUAUUAGACCAUUUUCAAUUGUGGAGAUGGAUGGUAUACUACCAUACAAAUUUAAACGGAUGAAAUUGUAUGCAUUACGUCCAGCGAUAGCAAAAACAGCACGAGCAAAGCGACGAAUACAUUACAUACACACUUAA
Messenger RNA from Didymodactylos carnosus, 2022 nucleotides. The record is from the annotation of a GenBank genome assembly. Lineage: Eukaryota; Metazoa; Rotifera; Eurotatoria; Philodinida; Philodinidae.